UGCUUUCACGAACUCUUGGCAAUCUUGCAUCUGGCAACCGGAUCAGUUGGUGAGUUGUUGAGUUCUGCUCGAGUUGGUGUGUUCGAGUCCUUGGCAUUCAGGCGUUCCAGCCAGCUCACGAGUCGCUGUAGCAACAUUUAGGUCAUCUCUAGCGAGUGUAGGGCUGCUCGCCUAAACCGGCAGUGAUCGGCUGGUCCUUGCACAUGCGGCAGCCGCUUCGUCUUCCUACCUACAGAUUUUCUACUUGGGAUCGAUUUUUCCGUUGAUACGGUAGUGAGGGAUUUCUGUUUCGGUGCACGCAGCAGUGUUUUAGCUAUUGAGUCAAGGCCAUCAGCCCCUGGUUUAGACUAACCAGAAGGCUUCCCUAACCUUGGCUGCGUCGGCUGCCUUUCGAUUUGGAGGAAUGCCUCCGUCCAGGGCUGGUCGCGGCAUUGCUUUGCUGGUAUCUAUUUUUCUCUGCGUUCUUGGUUGCUGCCAUGGGCAAUCGCCAGUGUCCAUAUCACCUGUUGCAAUGCAGACGGUGAUACUGGAUCACCUUGGUGGGGACCAGUUUAGUCCACAAUGGCUGAAUGUAACGUGCACGGAGUCCGGCUUCACAAGAGGAAUGUUCAACUGGACGCGGAAUGCAAUUGCCAUUGACGAGACUGCCGGGCACAUAAUCGAGGACAACGUUCUUUACUUCCGCGUACAUCACAUACAUGCCACUCUCCAGACACUCGAGUGUGUCACUGAAGAUGUGGACACGGGAUCAGUAGAGAUGGCUAGUGUAGAUUUCAUUUCUGCUGAGCGGCCACCUGUCCCUGCAUCAGUCACAGAAGUGUCCAUCACGCCCAAUGCUGCAAGCUUCAAUGUGGCCACCACGCCGCUAAGAACAGCUGAUAAACUCCUUGUUCGCUAUGGUCCGGAUGGAGCUGGUCAGGCGCAACAGCAAACGGUGAACUAUACCCUGAGUGGCUCUACACAGCUAGUGUCUCUCCCUGGACUGACUCCUGGCACAGCCUACACCAUGCAUGUAUCCUAUCGCAACUCUGCAUCUGGUGCUCAGAGUGCACAGCGCACUGAGUCCUUCACGACGAGACAAGUGCCGGCGCGUCCGUCUAAUCUUGUGCUGGGUAGUAUUGUGCAUGACUCGGCUGUUGCAUCAUGGGAUGCACUAAUGGAUGCUAUGUGGCAAGACAACGGUGUCUCUUCACCUUCGCGCCAGUACCGUGUUGUUCUCGUGAACGCAGCGAAGCCCCACAGUAGCAUAACAGCAGCUACGUCAAUGACCUUGACGGGACUCGAUCCUUCUACCACCUACACUGUUCAGCUGACGGCUACAAACAAUUUUGGAGAGGGGUUGGCAUUGGAAGAGGACUUCACAACUCUUUCUGCGCCUCGCCUUAGUGUGACGGAAACACCGCUGUCUACUCUGAGCCCUUUAGUGUUCAAAACCAAUGUCUCCUUCAGUCCUCCUGCCGAUUGGCUAAACAAUGGCGCUCUGGCCGUAUCAUAUAAAUACUCUCUCGACGGGAACCGCACUUUCGACCAGACGACACAGCCAUCCUUCAACAUCCAGUAUGGCGGCGGAGUAGAGAUCUUCAUCAGCGCUACCCCAGUCGUGAAUGGACAGGCGUAUCCAGAGUAUAGUGGUGUUCUUGUGAAGACAUCUGGCAUCAGACAACCUCCUCAACCGGUUGUAUCGGAUAUAACAACAACUGCUACAACUAUUAUGGUGACGUGGGAGCCAAUAGAUUUUAAUGAUGGUGGUCCAGGUCCUGCAUUUGUCAGGACAUUCACUAUUGAACUGAGGUUUGCUGAUAGUGGAGCCGAAGUUCUCCCCACUCCUGCUGUUGACCAUACCGCACUGGCCUACACUUUCAGAAACCUCUCGCCGAAUCGCAAGUACGUUGUGCGGCUCAAUGUUGCAAAUAACCAGUUUGACACCGAGGUCAACAAGGACGCCACGACGAACAAGAAGGAGCCUUCUGACAGUGUGUCCAUCACUAGCCUCGUCCCAGGCACCCACAGUCUGGCAUUGUCUUGGACUGCGAUUUCCAACUGGAAUAGCGACGAUGGACGGAAUUAUCGGUUGAAUUGGUAUUGUGGCAAUUUGUCUACGCAGCCGAUAAUGAUUCCUCCGCAUAAUACUACCUUUGUCAUCGAGAACCUAAAGCCGCACACCCAGUGCAACGUGUCCAUUGCUGCAGUCAACGAUAUUGGAAGCGGUCCAAUCUCCUACACUAUCACUUCAACGAAAGAAGCUGCACCAAGUAAGGUACGUGACUUGAACAAGAGCCAGUCCGAUCAUACUGCUGUCACUGUAACUUGGAGAGAGCCAGAAUACCCGAACGGUAUCGUUCAACACUACAAUGUCACCCUGGAGGAUGAUGUAACUGGGUCGGUUCGCUCACUGGUUACACAAGACUUGAUGGCUACAUUCAAUGGCCUUAUUGGUGGAAUGCAAUACCACGUGUCGGUCCGGGCCUUUACCGUGGAAUAUAGCAAUCCCAGUACAAUCACUUUCCAAUCCAUCGAUGGCACUCCCUCUGAUCCGCCUCGAAUCCAGACGGUGAAAGUCGAUGUCGGCCUUCGAAAUGCCUUGAAAGUGACAUGGCGAAAUCCUGCUGAAACUCAUGGAGAUAUCGUGAGCUACAUGUUUUUCCUGACACCAACCGGUGGUGCAGAAGAGACCAGGACUAUCCCGCAACGGGGUGUGGAACAGUGCCAGACAUGCCCAUUCGGAGCGUUGAGAGUUGCUCUCACUGGCCUCGAGUACGACACAGAGUACACAAUCCGCAUGGCAGUAUUGACGUCUGUAGGAGCAUCGCCAACCAGUCUACCAUCCAACCCAACCAGCACAAUUCAAGGUGAGCCGACGGCGCCGCGGAAUCUCACCUUCUCGCAAGUCAAUGCCACCAGCGUCUUCCUGCAGUGGCAGCCGCCAACAAAUGCCUUCGCGCAGACCUGGCAAUACACUGUUGAGUACGUGGAGGCACAGGGCACGAAGAAGUCCCUCACCGUGGAUCACGUGCAUGAUGAGCAGCAGCUGCAGCAGCACAGUCUGUCUGCCUUGAUACCGUACACGCAGUACAGUGUGCACGUAGUCACAUACAACGGGCUGUUCCGGAGCAACGACUCUGUCAGCACCUCGUUCAUGACAUCACAAGCUGCCCCGGAGACUCCGUCAAAUGUACAGAGUACAUGUCCAGCUCUGCGCACAUCGCCUGCUAGCUUCUCGUGGACCGAGCCAACAAAGCUGAAUGGCCCAGCCGUAGUGUACAGCGUGUAUAUAACUACUACAGACAGUGAUGAUGAGGAAUAUGUGGACAGUGAAGGUGCUGACAACCUGCUAACAACAUCAUGGCAGCCAUCGCGUCCCUUGCAACCGUUUACCAAGUAUGCCCUGACUGUCACGGCAAAGCAGAGAGACGACCCGCUCCUGGCCAGCAGAAUGCUUAUUGAGAACGUCGAGUGCAAGUCAAGUACCAUAGUGCCUCGACCACCUACGAAACCUCCAGCAUUCCGCGGUUCAGGCAACAUUGCCAGCAAUGGUUCAAUCCCGCUUGAACUGACCAGGUCUCCUGAUCAUGCCUUUGCAGCUCAAUAUGCUGUGUACGUCAGAAAGAGCACGCCAGGGUCGAGGCAGCAGCGCAGUGUGCUGGGCAGGUUCCGGCGGCAGGCGGAUAGCACAGAGUACGUCACAGCUCGCCUGGCUCCCGACAGCGUUGCUGAUGGAACCGUGUUUGUCAUCGGCGAUGGCAAAACCCAUGGUGUGGCGAAUGCCCCUCUUGUUCGUGGCUUCUCGUAUGAAUUUGCCCUUAUUACAGUGACCGCUAGCGGUACUGAGUCGGAAAAGGUCUGGACUCCCAAGGUGGAUUUCUCUGCUCCUGACGACACGUCAUCAGGAUUGGUUCUGAUCGUUGCUGCCGCCAUUGGCGCAGUGGUGGUCUUGCUUCUCGUCGUUCUCCUCAUUGUGGUGAUACUCCGCUAUCGCGGCAGGAGGAGAACCGAGAGCACAGGCGCUGCCUCUACUAACAACAGCACCGGCAAGAAGCCGUUUACGCUGCCAAAGACCGGCGAUGAAACUGUGGAGAAGAUCCGUCUUGGGGAGGACAAAGCUCACCCGGCCAUUCAUCUGGCCGAGUUCUCCGAACACGUGGUCAACAUGAGAGCCGAAGGAAACCUUCCUUUCUCUCAGGAGUAUGAUUCUCUGCCUCUUCACUUUGAGGGUUUCACCACCAACAACAGUGAUCUGACAGUCAACCACCAGAAGAACCGCUACACCAACAUCAAAGCCUAUGACCAUAGUCGAGUGCGGCUUAAUGCCAUCAAGGGUGUGUCCGGUUCCGACUAUAUCAAUGCCAACUUUGUUGAUGGCCAUGACGAAAAGAACGCGUACAUUGCCACUCAAGGUCCUGUCGAUGAGACCAAGGCAGACUUCUGGAGAAUGGUCUGGGAGCAGCAGAGUGCCACUAUUGUCAUGUUGACCAACCUGGAAGAGAAGGGAAAGCCCAAAUGUGCACAAUACUGGCCCGAUUCUGGCACCAUUGCGUAUGGCAACAUUGAGGUGACGCUCACAGACACCAUACCGCUGGCUGACUACGUUGUGCGUGUCUUCAACCUCGUCAAGGUGGGUCGUGAUGAACCAUCACGUGAAGUGAAGCAAUUCCAGUUCACUGCGUGGCCUGAUCAGAGUGCACCUCGCCACGCCACACCCAUGCUGCUCUUCCGCCGCAAAGUGCGACAGCUGAACCCGGAGCGAUCUGGUCCCAUGAUCGUGCACUGCAGUGCUGGCAUUGGGCGCACGGGCACGUUCAUCGCAAUCGACGCCAUGCUGAAGAGAGCGGAGGAGCUGGACACCCUCGACGUGUACGGCUACUGCACCAUCAUGCGUGCACAGCGCAACUUCAUGGUGCAGGUUGAGGAACAAUACUUUUUCAUUCACGAGGCAAUAAAGGAAUCGCUGGACUGUGGCAACACAGAGAUCUAUGCUAAGGACCUGCCUCAAGCUCUUCAGCGUUUGCGGCAGCCUUCCAUCCUUGACGACAGCAUUACUGGCAUGCAGGCUGAGUUCCAGCGCCUCUCGACCGAGAAGGUAGACAACCUUUCGUUUUUGGCUGCCCUGCGUGAUUGCAACGUCAAGAAGAAUCGAUUUGCGGACGAGCUCUAUCUGCCAUUUGAUGAAUACCGCGUACGCCUGCCGCUUAGCAGCAUGAAGGGAGAGGAAGGUGGUGACUACGUGAAUGCCAGCUAUGUUGAUGUAAGUCCUAUAGCCCGCUAUGUUGAUGAAAGUCCUAUAGCCCGCUAUGUUGAUGGGUACAAAUCGCACUGUGCGUUUGUGGCCGCUCAAAGCCCCAUGGCACGUACAGUUGAUGCUUUCUGGCAGAUGGUUUGGCAGUCUGGCUCCAAGGUUAUCGUCAUGCUGACGGAUGUCAUCGAAGACGGACAGGAAACUUGCCAUCAGUACUGGCCCGUGGACAUGGCUUCGCAGUAUGGCACAUGCCUAGUCGAUCCAAUCUCGGAGCAGACGAAGACGGACGCGUCGCAGCAGGUUGUCUACACACUGCGUCAGUUCAAGAUGACCAACACGAUGGGCGAUGCAACGCGUACAGUGUGUCUAUUCCAAUACUCCGGCUCUGGCUGCUGGCCUAGGGAGAACAGCAUGGACAGUGACCAGACCUGUCUGGCUACGGGACGCCGCUCUCUCAUAGACCUGAUUGGUGAGGUGCAGAAGCUGCAGGAGCGUACCGAUGACCAUAGCCCAGUGGUGAUCCAUUGCGACACUGGCGUUGGCCGAACUGGCUGCUUCAUUGCGCUGAGCACGAUAAUUGAGCGCAUGCGAUGUGAGGGUUUGCUCGAUGUCUUCAUGACAAUCAAGUCUCUUCGCGCUCACCGUCCAUUCUUAGUUCGGACACUGGCGGAGUACUCGUUUGUGUAUGACACGGUGCUGGAAUACCUAGCGCCGUUUGAUCAUUUCACCGAUGUGAUGGACACUGACGGUGAUGCAGUUGCACACUCCCGGUACUCAGUGGAUGUGGCAGUCUAGGUGCCGUGCGUUCCAGAUACACUGCCAAUGACAUCUACUACUGCUGGUCAGUGAUUCGCUGCUGCUGUCCUUGCUCCUUGCACCGGAUCCUGUCUAUCAGACUUGUUGUUCAGCUGGUAGGCAUGCUCCACACUGCUGCUAUUCGCAGUCAUCGCUGCCGGCUUCUGCACUGCUCAACAUGCCGUGGACAAGCCGCUCCGCCAUCCAGCUAUGCUCACAAGUACACGCGCACGCACCCCUCGCAUCCCUUGAUAGCUACUCGGUCCACCCUGGAUGGACACACAACUAUGAACACACAUGCACGCGCGCACACAGAUAAUCCGCUUUAUUAAAAGGUUUUCCUGCACAGACACACGCGCACACACACAUGCCCAGCCCGCAUCCAGAGCUAGCACAUGAUCGCAAAUAUGACCUGUACAAAAACCAGAGACCCCAUAUUGUAUUUCUCUCACAAAUAAUACCUCCUUUGCGUGAUUACUAAAAUGUGUUCUCUUUUUUACAAGUAUGUAAGUCAGAUUAUGGUUGAAUUUGCAGACAUGGUAUUUCAGUUACAUGUAUUGCUUCUCUGUGUUGACUUUUGCUUCUGGCUGCCAUCGCCGCCCAAUGCAUGGUCCUGUGUGUUCCGCUUUUUUCUGCCUUAUUCUCUUUACCAAUUAUUUGGCGAUCUGGUAUGUGUCCACCUGUCAUCACUAUAGCUGUUGUGAGCUGUGUUGUAAAUGUUGCCCACUGUACUGCUGCACUUGACAGCCUAGUGCUGGCUCACCUGCACACGGCCGCUGAAUUGGCGCCCCCGCAGUCCACAGCGGCCACGCUCUGCGUAAGCUGGUCGAUCAAUGUUUUUCUAGGCUCUCUCUCUCUCUCUCUCUCUCUCUCUCUCUCUCUCUCUCUCUCUCUCUCUCUCUCUUCUGUCGGAUACUGCUUUGUGCAUCACACCAGCUUACUGGCGGACUCACUUAGCCGUUCUCUAGCUCAUUCUACUCGGGCAAAUACACCAGUUAAUAGUGCAGCUAUUGCCCUCAGUCAGUGAGUGUCUGAUGUACUGCUACUGCUGUAUAGUAUUUCGGUUCGACUGGGCACAAGAUUCCUCAGCUGUCACAUUUCCACUUGUACAUGUCAAAGCAUGCUACAUGCAGACGCCAUAUUCUAUACCGAUUCCAAUAUUUGUAGCCUCAUUUUUUUGUGACGGUCUGUUGUGUUGCUCAUACACGUCUUGUUUUGUUUGCAUUACUUUUUAUACCAAGAGGACUGUGCUCUUGAUUUUACCUAUGCAGCAGCAGCAGCAAAACCAAAACUGUGUUCUGUUCUGUUCAUAUGACCUGACCUGCAGCAAUAUUGUUCAAUGGGACCCAUUGUCUAACA
Messenger RNA from Sycon ciliatum, 7387 nucleotides. Its product is annotated as receptor-type tyrosine-protein phosphatase S-like. Gene Ontology annotation, molecular function: protein tyrosine phosphatase activity; protein binding. Gene Ontology annotation, cellular component: signaling receptor complex. Bases 404 to 6028 code for a protein of 1874 amino acids. The record is from RefSeq and is a predicted model, not a curated record. Lineage: Eukaryota; Metazoa; Porifera; Calcarea; Leucosolenida; Sycettidae. The transcript has 36 exons. Gene Ontology annotation, biological process: peptidyl-tyrosine dephosphorylation involved in inactivation of protein kinase activity.